This is a messenger RNA of Hemibagrus wyckioides, 3330 nucleotides long. RefSeq names its product calpain-2 catalytic subunit-like. The record is from RefSeq and is a predicted model, not a curated record. The transcript has 21 exons. The coding region runs from base 63 to 2159 and encodes 698 amino acids. Gene Ontology annotation, molecular function: calcium ion binding; calcium-dependent cysteine-type endopeptidase activity. Gene Ontology annotation, biological process: proteolysis. Gene Ontology annotation, cellular component: cytoplasm. NCBI's taxonomy places the organism in Eukaryota, Metazoa, Chordata, Actinopteri, Siluriformes, Bagridae.
CUUAGGCAAUCGCAGAUCUCGGUGCACUUCAUUCGGAUCCUCCAGUGAAAGCAGGUUCAGAUAUGUCGGGAGUGGCAUCCACUUUGGCUAAGAAGCGAGCCCGGGCUGCGGGUUUCGGCACCAAUGCGAACGCCAACAAAUAUCUGAACCAGGAUUACGAGGCGCUCCGGAGUCAGUGCAAAAGUCAGGGGCAGCUCUUCAGUGAUCCUUAUUUUCCAGCUGCGCCAGAGUCCCUGGGCUUUCAGGAGCUCGGACCAAAUUCCGCCAAGACCAGGGGAGUACAAUGGAAAAGACCCGGGGACUUGUGCUCCAGACCUCAGUUCAUCACCGGAGGAGCUACACGGACCGAUAUCUGCCAAGGAGCUCUGGGGGACUGCUGGCUCUUAGCAGCCAUUGCCUCUCUCACGUUGAAUGAAGAUGUGAUGGCCAGGGUGAUCCCCAGUGGCCAGGAUUUUGACGCAGGCUACGCUGGAAUCUUCCACUUUCAGUUCUGGCAGUUUGGUGAGUGGGUGGAUGUCGUCAUCGACGAUCGGCUACCUGUGAAGGACGGGAAGCUGCUGUUUGUCCACUCGGAAGAAGGCAGCGAGUUUUGGAGCGCCCUCCUGGAAAAGGCCUACGCUAAGGUGAAUGGCUCGUAUGAGGCUCUAUCUGGAGGAUCCACCACCGAGGGCUUUGAGGAUUUCACCGGUGGAUUAGCCGAGCAGUACGAGCUGAGGAACGCGCCGGCGAACAUGUUCCAGAUAAUUCAGAAAGCUCUGGCAUCUGGAUCUCUGCUUGGCUGCUCCAUAGAUAUCACGAGUGCUGCCGAUUCAGAGGCCAUCACUCGGCAGAAACUGGUGAAGGGACACGCCUACUCACUGACAGGAGCUGUCGAGGUUAAUUACCGUGGUGGUUUGGAGAAGCUGGUGCGCAUGAGGAACCCAUGGGGUCAGGUGGAGUGGACUGGAGCCUGGAGUGAUGGUUCGUCCGAGUGGAACUCCGUGGAUCCUUCGCAGCGUCCGAAUGCCAACGCUGAAGACGGAGAGUUCUGGAUGUCGUUUUCUGAAUUCCAGCGUCAUUACUCGCGUAUCGAGAUCUGCACCCUGACCCCCGACGCCAUCACCAGUGACCAGGUCAAGCCAUGGAGUGUGAGCAACUACAGCGGAACCUGGAGGAGGGGCUCCACCGCCGGAGGAUGCAGGAAUCAUCCUAACUCUUUCUGGAUGAACCCGCAGUUCGUUAUCAAGGUGAACGAAGAGGAUGACGACCCGAACGACAACGAGCAGGGCUGCAGCCUCGUGGUGGGUCUGAUCCAGAAGAACCGGCGCAAGUUAAGAAAGGAGGGAGAGGACAUGCACACCAUCGGCUACGCCAUCUACGAGGUGCCUGCGCAGUUCAAAGGCCAGACGAACCUUCACCUGGAUAAGAACUUUUUCCUGACGCACGCACAGAAAGCUCGCUCUGAGACCUUCAUCAACCUGCGUGAGGUCAGCACACGCUUCAAGCUGCCUGCAGGCGAAUACCUCGUCGUGCCGUCCACCUUCGAGCCUAACAAAAACGGUGACUUCUGCCUGCGUGUCUUUUCUGAGAAGCAGACCGAAACACAGCGCUGUGAUGAUCCUGUCGAUGCUAAAUUAAUAGACGAAACCGUGUCGGAGAGUGAAUUAGAUUCAAACUUCAGGAGUCUGUUCACAAAACUGGCAGGAAGUGACAUGGAGAUCUCUGCCUCAGAGCUCAGAACAAUCCUGAACAAAGUUAUCGCCAAACGAACCGACAUUAAGACAGACGGCUUCUCCAUGGACACGUGUCGCACCUUGGUCAACCUCAUGGAUGACUCCGGCAACGGGAAGCUGGGUCUUGGCGAGUUCGCCACAUUGUGGAAGAAAGUGCAGAGAUACUUGGAAAUCUAUAAACAAAACGACAUGGAUGGCUCUGGGAAUAUAAGCACACCAGAGUUUCGUGGUGCACUGGGGAAAGCUGGAUUCACUCUGAAUGAUACCAUUUUCCAGCUUUUGGUGGCCCGCUACGCUGAUCCUGACCUCACUAUUGACUUUGAUGACUUUGUGGGCUGCAUUAUGCGUUUGGAGCUGAUGUUCCGACUUUUCCGGAAAAUGGAUCCACACAACACCGGUUUCUUAGAGAUGAACUUUGAAUCGUGGUUGUGUUUGACUAUGAUUUAAAAAGCUCCAGCCUGAGCAUCCAAGCUAAGAGUACAAUACUAAAAAUUCUCAGUUGCUUAAAAAUGAAAACAUUCCAUGAUACUUAAGGCAGCAGUAUGCAUAAGGACAUUAUGAACAUUUUUCUAGGUCAUUAAUUAUAGUUGGUGCAUUAAAAGUGUACUAUAAUACCACAUGGAUUAGCAUGCUGAUCGUCAGGAUUGCUAAUUCUGCAUAAAACAUACAAUUAUGCUAAUUAAAGUCUUUAUACUAUAGGAUAUGUAUUUGAAAGAAAGAAAGAAAGAAAGAAAGAAAGAAAAGAUUUCUAUUAUUGAGGUUUUGGUUUCUUUUUUUUUAACCAAAGAUAAGUUUGUAUUUUCUUGGAUUAGACAUCGGCUGAAAUAUAUCGCACAAUAUUCAAUCACAUAAAUGAUAAGAAAUCUGGCCUUGGUUUUAUUUGGUUAUAUAAUGAUGGAAAGGCAAAACAUUUUUGGGCUACCUAUUAAAAAAAAAAAAACACUAAACAUAUAAUAUCAAAUCUAUGAAAUGUUUAUGGAGGAGCUCAUUGUGAUGUAAUAUAUCUGACAUUUCUUUUGUUCUGCAUUUAAAAAAAAAAAAAAAAAAGUACCCCUGAUGUAUUAAGUAAAAGAGAGAAGGUCCAAGGAAAACAAAUAUUAUUUUGUGAUGUCAUUAUUAAAAGCACUAUUCGACUAAAACGGAAUUGAAUUGUGUCACAAAAUAGACAAGAGUUUAAGCCUCCCGCAGACUCGUAUGCUAAUAUAUGCAAAUUAGGGUAGUUUAGAGGGGAACUGGGAAUAUUUAGUUAGAAAUAAAGGCAUGUUUGUAGUGAAUGAAUCAGGGUUGUUACGAUAAUUUGAAUAAAUCACUUCAAAUAUUACAGUGCUGAUCAAACGCAGCUCGAUUUCCCCAAAAUGCUGCAGGGGUGGGGUUUUAGACUUUUUUCGAUUUGCAUAUUAAUGCAUAUUCAUAGUUCUAUCUUAUUUUUGAAGGGAAGGGUGUAGGCCUGCUAGUUUUAGAUCUGUUUUGGCAUUGAAAAACAUAUAAAAACAUUUUUUCAUCCAGGUUGGAUUACAUUUCUGAUUAGAAAGUGACACCUUCAGGGGUACUAUAAUCAAAAAUGCUACAUGAUUUUGUUGCGUGGUUUGUGUUUUGGCGGGUUUAUGGUGCAGUGCCU